This is a messenger RNA of Aspergillus sclerotioniger CBS 115572, 1608 nucleotides long. Its product is annotated as MFS transporter. Bases 135 to 1508 code for a protein of 457 amino acids. The transcript is spliced from 6 exons. NCBI's taxonomy places the organism in Eukaryota, Fungi, Ascomycota, Eurotiomycetes, Eurotiales, Aspergillaceae. The record is from RefSeq and is a predicted model, not a curated record. Gene Ontology annotation, molecular function: transmembrane transporter activity. Gene Ontology annotation, biological process: transmembrane transport.
CGGAUCCUUGCGAAUAUGAAACACCCCGUUGGAAUGAAAACUAACUGAUGUCCAUCUACUAUUUUACUAGAUAGUCAGAAAGAGCGUGUCACAGCGAAGUCAACGCCACAACUAAACUUGAAAACAGAAUAACCAUGACCACUUCAGUGACGCGUACGCUGAUAAUGGUUGGGCUGAUAGCGCUCAUGGAGCCUAUCUCUGCCACCAUGCUCUUUCCCUUCGUAUACUUUAUGGUGAAGGACUUCGAUCCGAGCGACGUCGAGCAUAUCGGUCUUCGGGCAGGACUAGUCACUACUGCUUUCUUUAUCCCACAAAUGAUCACCACUAUUCCCUACGGGAUCAUAUCAGACCGAUAUGGUCGCAAGCCAGUACUUCUAGCGGGUCUAAUAGGAAGUGCCGUUUUUCUCGGUCUCUUUGGCCUCUCUCGCUCUCUUCCAUGGGCGAUUGCCAGCCGUGUCUUGUGUGGCUUCUUCAACGGAAACAGCCCAAUCACCCGAACUGUCGCGGGGGAGAUAGCCGACCGUGCUCAUCUCAACCAGGGAAAAGUGUUUGCCAUAUUCGGUCUCACAGGAGCCCUCGGCUAUGUAGUAGGUCCGAUGAUUGGAGGUGCCCUUGCGAAACCAGCAGAGCUAUACGGACUCCGGGGACCUGGAAACAUAUUCGGAAUAUACCCCUACCUCUUGCCUUGCCUCAUCGGUACGCUGAUGAUUCUCACCGUCACGAUAAUCAGUCUGUUUCUUCUCGAAGAAACUAACGACCGUGUACUCCGCAAAGAUCCCGGGGGUGAGACGGCGGACGAAAUCCAACCGUUGCUCCCAUCAUCCAUUGUGAGCGACGGCAAGAGACAUGGGCUACUGAGUCGUUCCAUGAUCGCCAUGAUGGUGAGUAUUUUGUUUAUGUGUCUACAUGCCAUCGCCUUCGACGAAGGUCUUCCUGUAUUCCUAGCUUCGCCAUCUACCACAUCGCCGCCUGUCGGUCUUGGAUUCACUUCAGCCCAGAUCGCAAGAACGCUGUCAUGUAUGAGCCCAGUCCUUCUCUUAACACAAUUUGUUGGGUAUCCGAUGUUGAGUCGCCACUUUCCUCCGCUAAGUUUGUGGCGAUGGUCGGCGUUCAUAUACAUCGUUUUUUAUCCUCUGUUCUCUUUACUUCCCAGGCUUACAGCUCCGUCGGUGGAUCGUCCGGCGCUUUGGGUGGUCUUGAUGUUCAUCAUGACCGGCCGUUUCGCGGCCAAUGUUGUUGCAUAUACUAGCAUGGCUGUCAUGCUGAACCAGAUGUCUCCUCCUGGUAAAAAGGGCACAACGAUGGGCAUGGCUCAAACGGGAAUGUCACUUGGUCGUGCAGUUGGUCCAGCUCUCGGUGGUAUGGUCUGGUCUUGGAGUUUGUCUAAUGGCCUUCCAUUUCCCUUCGACUCCCAUGCCUUGUUCUAUUUCCUGGCUGUACUAGGAUGCUUGCAGGGAAUUUCAUCUCUAUGGAUCACCAAGGUAGCAUCGGCUGGUGCAUCGACUUGAGACUAUUGAGGAUGGUUUAGAAGAUCAAUUGUCAUACAACGUCUAUAAACUGGGUAAAAUUAGAUUAUCAGUAUAUUAUCUAGGAAUUGAAUAUCGCAUG